CUGUGAGCGAGCACCAAUGAUGGCCGGCACGGCGCGCGAGAGAGUGGGUGGCCAUCACCAAACUUGCACCCACGCACGCGCUCUGACUCAGCAUUCCAACAUUCAUGGGCCCACUUGUAACAAAAAUACAAAGAUUAAGGUCACCCGUAUAGCCUUAACACAGUGUUUGGGGCUAGUGCUCGUGGCCAACACUUGUAAACAUACGCUCCCACGCACGCGCACGCAUUUACACUUAUUCGCUCACUCAACUCGCAUUAAUGCUCACUCUUCACGAACGCACGCGCGUUCACACACCGGCUCACUGACGCACGUGCGCUCGCACGCACGCACACACACACACACACCCCGCCACUCUCUCGCGCGUGCACUCACGCAGACGCAUUCACUCGGAAAGCAAACGCUCGCUCGCUUCCCUCCCACACACCUGCGCUCGCACGCUCCAGCACACGCACGCACAGAUGCCCUACAUGGAAGCUCUGGGCCGUUCGGCCGAGCCGGUCGCCUUCCUCUCCGGUCUGGCGUCCUCCCUGGUGGACCCGACCAUCCUCAUGCUGGUGUACGAGCGAAGCGGAGCGACACCGGGCAGCCGACACGACGGCACGACGCACGCGGCCUGCGGCGGCAACGCCACGACGCCGGCCGCGGGCUCGGAAGACGACGCCCAAAAACGGGCCUCGCAGUUCUUCAUGUUCUACAACAUAGCCUCGAGCGUGAGCUCCAUGGUGCCCAGCCUCGUCAUGGGUCAGCUGGGAGACCUGCUGAGUCGACGGCUGCUGCUGGUGGUGCCCCUGCUGGGCACCUUGUUGUCCCAGCUGCUCCUGCUCUUCGUGGUCGGCGUGAGCAUGCCCCUGCAGUGGCUCUACGGCUACGUGCUCGUCUCGGGCCUCGCCGGGGGUUCAUCGACGCUCUGGGCCGGGGCCAACGCGUACGCGGCCCAAGCCGUCCGGACACCGCCGCCAAGCUCGCGAGUCGGGCGGAGCGACGGCGAUACGCGGGGCGGGGAUGGCGACGUCGACGACGGCGAGGCGUCGGAGGGCGCCCCGUUGUUCUCCGACCGCCCGCGAGGCCACGCGGCCGGCGCCGGCUACGGCAGCGCGGCCGCCGCGAUCCACGACGGCGGAGGAGGGCCCGGGGGCGGCCGCCGUGACGUCGGGGAGGCGUCGCCGUCCAAUCAGGGAACGGCUCGGCAGGGGCGCGGGAUUCAAACGCCCGUGCAGCACGGACGCAGCUCGCGCAGGCUCAUGCUGCUCGAGCUUUCGUUUGGCUUGGCGGCCACGCUGGGCAGCGUCAUCACGGGACACAUCUUUGUCAACUUCAGGCUGCCACUUUCGUUCAAGCACGGCUCGUUUUCAGUGCUGGCCGCGAUGUUCAUGUACACGCUGGCCAUUUUCUACUCGCUCUUCGUGCUCAAAGACUUCAGGCCGCAGACGAAGGCCAGCAGGGUAACCCUGAAGGGAGUCCUCCACGUCUACAGAUUUGGGAUGUUCAAGCCAGGCGGCCCCAGCGACCAGCGUGCGGUCUUCGCCCUGCUCUUCACCAGCGCCAUGCUCUACCAGCUGGUGGUGCGCGCCUUCAUCGACUUUCUGGGACUCUUCAUGCUCCGCUCGCCACUCUGCUUCGGGCCGGACCUCGUGGGCUACGCCACGGCCAUUGGCUGCUGCAUCUACAUCAGCAGCUUCCUCGCCAACCUGAUGCUGUCGCGCUGCUGGACGGACCAGGCGUUGGCCAUGAUGGGCAUCGCGUCCUUCUGCGCAGGCACCUUGGUGAUGACCUUCGUCAAGACGAUGCCGAUGUUCUUCCUAGCAAGGGUCCUGAUGCAGUUAUCUUUGAUGCCUCUGCCCAACAUUCGCUCUUCCAUGGCAAAAAUCACUGACCCGCAGUGGCUGGGAACGGUGUUCACUCUGCUCGCGUGUGCAAUGAGCCUCGUCCGGGUGGUCGGUUCCAUCACGUUCAACUACAUUUACAAGGAUAGCCUGGAGCUGCCCUUCUGCCUGCCCUUCUUGAUCUCUGGCAUCGUGGGAGUCACCAUCCUCCUCCCGCUUGGGGUUGUUUGGUGGAAGAAGGGGCAGUGGCGGCGCACGGAGCCUUCUUCUCCGCGGCGGAGACCGUAAAUGCGCCUCUUCCUCGCCAAGUCCCAAGAGCCCCAAGACGCCAGAAGGAUGCCAACAGACGGCGCGAUUCAAGUCGGGAACGCGUAAAGAGUUGAUGCGUUUCUUGCACCGAGAGUUGUGCGUCAACUCGGGGGAAUGGUUGCAACAGGUAUAAUAUGGAAGUAUGAAAUGUAAGUGAACUGCAGUCUAUACUGAUGUGAAUUUCCUCCGAUUCUAGGUUAGUCAUUAAAUCAAAUGUACGUAGGGGGGUCCGAAUAUAAUCUUAUUUAAGUAAAGGUGUCAUCGGCGUUUUGUAAUUUUCUACCGUUCCGGUUAAUAUUAAGAUGUACACAAGCAUGCAAUACAAAUGUUAAGUUUGUUUACGUGCAGUUAUACAGAGACGCCUCUACUUACGAACAUUUGACUUAAGAACCUUCAAAGGUACAAACAUUUCAUAUGUCCAGUUGCCUGUUCGGACCGAUAAUCGUAAGUUCAAACGCCAUACAAUAGAUGGCGGUGGUGGCAUCUAAAUCUACAAAACAUGAAGAAUCUAGAGGCAUUGACACCUACAGGAGAUUAUACAACUUUUAAAGCCAUUCCCCGUGUUUAGUGUACAUGCAGUACGCCAUGUUUGGAAUUCAUGGGAGUAAAGUUGGACUUACGAAACAAAUAGACUUUCGAACAGACCUCUGGAACCUCACCCGUUUGUAAGUAGAGGAGUCCCUGUAUUAAGCAUUGUGCAAAACUGUCCUCUUUAAGCAAUGCACUUCAAUCAAUAUUUGAAACGUGAGCCAAUGACUUCAAGCAUGCGUGAAUAUCCGAAACCAGGGUUUCCGUCCUCGCCACGCAUCACGUGCUACCAAUGCACUCCACAUUGCAAUUAAAAGUAUUUGGCUGUUGCUAUGAAUGUCCACGUGAUAAGCCACUUGGGGUGAGCUGCUACCAUUUGUGAUGGCCAGGUCGCUUAUGAAAGAGAGCUGCAUAUGUUCAGCGAGCCUUACAUGGUGAAAUAAAAAAAAGUUUAAAUAAAAAUAAUUCCACGAGCCCGAUGAGAAGUAAACACACAUCCCAUGCAGUUUCUGGCUUAGGCGUCUUGAACCGAUGGCCUGUCCAGCAACGAUGGAACAAGAAGUAAAAAAAAACCCCACCACAUUAAAUAUUGUCCUGCACUUAAUUUGGAUGUCAGCUCUGACACUUUAAAUAUCAGCUUGACCCACGUGAUGGACAUCACUGUCACAUGCAAGACAGGUGAGGAAGUGCUUCUCCCUUUUACUGCGGACCAGAGGUCGCUUGAUGGGAUCUCGAGAGGCAGCGGUCUCACGAUUGUCCCCGUGGUCUUGCACUGCUCUGUGGGAGAUCCGAAAGGACACUUCAUCGCACGAGACGAGGCUGAUGGUGGCAAUUUUAGUAAAUAACAGGGGAGAGAAAACGACAGCAGAAACAACACCUACGACUUAAGAGAAAAUAUCAACCAGAAAGUAAAACUAUCCCUUGCGAAAGCAAACGCCCAGCUGCCCCAGCCAGGUUUUACAAACCUGGUCACACCAGUUAUCGACGGAAACAACAGAAAGGGUAUAAUUGUGUUUAUUACAAACUACUGUACAAUUCACAAAGCAUAACCAUCGCAAUCCGCCAUAUCACGUGUUUUACAUCUACACCAUAAAUUAGUGGAUGUUGCGGAUAGUAUAUAUUUUUUUCCUUUUUGCACAAGUCACACGUCUACAAAAACAGCGGUUUACAUUGCGGGUAAACGGCGACUUCAGAUGGCACACCGCGUGUUUUAACACUGUGCAGCAUAUACAAAGGCCAGGUCGUGGCAAGCGCCGUGCACGGGAUUUGGAAUUUUGCCCAUCAGAAAAUAUAAUGAAUGUAAUCAGUCAGCGAAAGGUCAUACAAAAUGACCGUUACAUAUGGGAUGUCUUAUAAUGGUGGCAAUAAUUACAGCACAUCGUGUAGUGGUGUAAUGUUUGUUUAAGCCCGUGAAAACGAGCUUCAGCGGGCUUUACUCAGGGAAAAUCAACUUUGAUUCUCAUAAACCGUGGCCCGACUUGGACAAUAAAACAUUUCCAGGCCGAGAGAUGCACCAAGCGGAUUCCAGUAUCUUCACGUUAUACAUUUUAAUAUGGGUUAACAUUAGAAUGGGAUUAAUCGUUUGUGAAUUUUAACAACGUAUAUUCACUUAUAAUAUAUUCGAAGUUAACACUUAUUUUGUAAAAUAAAAAGACGAACAACUUUCCAGCAAACAGUCCUGACAGAUGUUGGGGUGUUUCUUUAUUAUUUGAAUUUACGUUAAGGCAAACUGGUGGCUUUAUCACAUGAAACAUCUACCAUCUUAGGCCAUUAAAAAUAAAUCCUAGGCACUUAAUUUGAAAUUCAGGUGGGUUGUGUACAUACAAUUAGGUUGAAACAGGGAAAGGAUUUGCUUGGUUUGCGAACGAUUAAAGCAAAAAUAAUUGUGUAAGUGGCAAAUUGGCAUGCGCGUCCUAACUUUGACAGGCAUUCAUUGUAAAAGUGAGUGCACUGAGCCGUGAAACUAACUUGAAAAAUAUAGAUUUUUUUUUUUACAUUUGUGUACUCUGCGAAUUUUGAUGAGGCAGCCUGAAAAAGGCACGGUAGUGUUCGUCAAUCUAAAACAAAGGUGAAAGGUUGCCAUCGCAAUCAACAGUUCAGUUUUCCACAGUAAACACUCAACAUAUGAAGCAAAUAUCAGGCACAGACUUUGAUGUUUAAAUUCAAUUACACACACACACGCCCUAUAGUGGGUAUUAAUGGGUAGAAUGUGGUGUAACAGUAGUUCGUAUCUCGUCGCCUAUAUAGAGGGACUCCUCUACUUACGAACAUUCGACUUACAAACUUUCAGAGACAGUAACAAACCUGUCCGUAUGUCCAGUUGCCUGUUCGAACUGAGAGUCGUAAGUUCAACCGUGGCGCAAUAGAUGGUGCCGGUGGCAUCUAUAUCUGCCAAAAAUGAAGAACCGGCACGGCAUCUACAUCCACAAAUUAUACAACUUCUAAAGCCAUUCCUUGUGUUUAGUGUACAUGCCGUACAUGUUUGGAAUAGGCAGAAGUAAAGUUGAACCUAUGAAUAAAUCGACCUACAGACCUCUGGAACCCAACUCGUUCGUAAGUUCAGGAGUCCCUGCACUCAUUUUCCAUGGUUCAUCCGAGACGUGCUAGCACAGAGCACACGUUGGUACAGGUGAUUUUCCUACUUGCUACCCUAUCAACGAGCCAGAACCAAACGGCAAUACGCUUGCCUUUACCAAAUAUCUGAAUCUGGCUCGGGGGGCCAAGCAAGGCCAGGCACGAGGUUUAUCAUCUACAUUUGUAUCAUGUGAUAUCGUUUACGUGCAUCCCGAGUCACUUGUACAACGCAUGACCCGCAUUAACACGGCCCCGGGGGUUUUGUAGCGGGAAAUCAACCUGGGCAACUUUUUUUUUACCCAUUUUGGGCUGGUUUGGCAAAUUGGGCCUGGCACAGCUCGUUUGGACAAUGGAAAAACGAUAGAUAUUUAUGACCAAGUCCAAUCCUAGAAUCUCCACAACAUUUCUAUAGCAGGAGCCAGUUAUUCUUCCAGAGGGCCAACUGCUGUUGAAUUAUGCAGCAUUGGACGACGUCAAAAUGUAUACGUGUGACGUGAGAGCAACGUGAAAAGGAUUGACAUUACACCGAUUAAUAAAGAAAAAUACAGAUACGACCAAUAUGUCUGUGAAUGGAGGUCACGUUCCGUCUCUGAUUUAGGCCACUAAUCAUGUGGCAUGCCCACUAAUUUUCACUUUUCUACAAAAAGUAGGUUUUAUUUUUUUUUAAAUGAAACUGACAUUAAAACCAUUUAGCAGUCGUGAUGGCCCAUUACAUUAAUUGUGUAAGUGCUGUAAUUGUCGCCAUUACAUUGAAAGCUUCUGUGAUGUGGUCUUUUUCAAAAAUCACCACAAAGGCACAGUUUAAUGCUUUAAUACUGUAAUUAACCUACUAUUAAAUUAACUAAGACAAAACCAAUUUAAAUUAAAAACUACAACUUCAUAUCGUUGAUAUCUCUCACCACGGUGUGUCUACAUUAUAACAACAUUUGCUAUUAUAAGUAUCACGGACGUUUUACCAACAUGUACUUCAAACUUUGGAAGUCGAGUUGGUGUAAGAUCCUGCAGGUUUGUAAAUUCCUAAGAAUUUAAUUACACGAGCAUUGUUUUUUGUUUAAUCUACGAGUUUGUUUGAAGAGGUAGAUUCCAGAGCAUUUUUUUGUUGUUUCAUUAAUUGUACCGAUUCAUCAUUAAUUCACAAGAUCACAUCCCUUAUUCUUGCAGCUUAAAGAUUAUUGAUGCAAUGUAAAAAAUGAACCCAGAACCGCACCACACGUUGUAUUCAUAGUUCCACGAAUUAACUGGUGAAAUUAAGACGGUGCUGAAAAUAAAAGACACUGCGUUGCCAAUCUGCGCACAAAGCAAAACAAAAUCACAAAUAACCGAGGGCGUGUUUGAGUGCGUCGUGUAAUAUGGUAACGCUGUAAUAAUGUGUGUCUCAGCAUGUAUACAGCGCAAUCAGGGGUGAUGCAUAAAACUGAUGAAAUCACGGUCACGCGUUUAUAAGAGCAUGCUAUGGACAGCUAGGAUGAUCAGUCGAAUAGCUGAGCCCCCUGAAGGCAGGAAACCCACCCCCACUCGCCAAGCCCAGCGCGACGCGGCUGAUGAUGAUGUCCAUGUCACCAAGGCCCCUGCCAGCCCUGCCCCUCUCAAUGACUUCUCAUCCAGUAGCACACGUGGGAACAGAGACAUUAUUUAUCCCCAACUAUUCUUGUGUUAUCCGAUUAGCCAACGAAUUGAACGAGUUAAUAAAAAGAUUCACCAAUAUAAUAUUCCCGCUUUGUUAUUCACUCAAUAAAUCAUGUAACUUUUUAUUUGAGGAUGACAGUGCAGUUAAUUUCAACGGCUGAGGUGCUUCUCUCAAGACUUCUCGUGUAGUGCCUGAAUUAUAAUGAAUACAACUCACCAAUACCUUGCCACAGGGUUCCCUCUGCCUGCUUCAAAUUGAUGCUUUGUGAUGACAAUUCAAAGGUGCAAAGGGCCUUCAAAGUGCAAAGCGGACCUGAGCCAGAACACUGGGCUUAGGGGCAAUUAGUGUGUGCUCAGACACCAGUCAUCUGAAAAGUUAGUAAUCACUUUAACUGUAUGCAGUGGGUGAAAUCCAAGCGAUGUUAUAACUAGUUUCAAAUAAUUGGCUUCAGUCUGAUCACUGGUAUGUAGAAUCAUGCUCCUUUGGGCGAUGCUGCUAUCUCACCAAAAAAAUGUCCCGCGGUCCAACGAUUAGUACGGAGAAACUACGAUCAUUCUUAAAUUGCCGGCAAGCUUAGACGUAGCAAAAAGUCUUUCAAUUUAAACAAAGCAGCGAAUCACAGAUCUGACUUGAAGGAAGCCCAUCCCAGCCUUUCCUGAAGCAAGUCACUACUUUAAAUGGUCAUCUGAUUCAAUGGAAUUGCCGAGUUGUGUUACUCAUAGCUUAAUACUAGUUUAUAAUGUAAAUGUAUUUCACGUGCAAUGUGGAAAAUACAGGAAUUUCUUGGAAUGUAAUGAAAGUUAAGAGGGUUUCCACUAAAAUAACGUGAUUGCAACAGUCGGACUGAGCGUGCUGCCAUGCGUUAUUUGCAUAUGUGGUUGUGGGACAAACAAGGUCAAAGAUUUACUUAUCUUGUUACAAAUGGGACA
Messenger RNA from Petromyzon marinus (sea lamprey), 7790 nucleotides. The record is from RefSeq and is a predicted model, not a curated record. NCBI's taxonomy places the organism in Eukaryota, Metazoa, Chordata, Hyperoartia, Petromyzontiformes, Petromyzontidae.